AUGUUUGAGUUGCGUGGGCAGGUGGAAGCAAUCUUCGAGGCGAUGGCACGUGGAGGUGGCGGCGAUGGCCUUUCGCUGGAACGGCAAAGAUACAUCGAAAUUAUUCAAGAUAUUUGUGGCACAUUGCAGGAGGCCCAUGUCCUUCUGCAGGACUACCCAGAAGACUCACAGAUUCGCGUGAAAGACUUCUUGGAUAUCCUCUUCACCUCCGAGGUACACAAAGCUGAAAGCCGUGUGAGAGAAGGGAGGGAUGUGAAGAAGCCUUCAACAUUUGAGGCGCAGAAUGAGGAGCCGAGCUCGUCCAGCAAUGGAAAGGAGGUUAAGGUGCGGAAGGAACAACUGAGCAGGCCAAAGGAAGCUCAAAAAGAGACCAAGGAGCAGCGGACCGAAGCCGAGACCGGCGCCUCCUCUCAGGUGCCUAAACUUUCCAAGGCCAGUCUGAAAGAUUAUUUUGAGAAAAGCUACAAGCAAGGCUGUGUGUUCGAUCAUGAAGAGUACCGGCAUGACCCGAAAGACUGGUGCUGGGUCCACACCGGACUGGAUGUGAAGGUCUGGCAGGAUGCCCUUGACCUGACUCAAGCUAGCGAUGCCAGCGAUGUGCAGUGUUUCUUCCACUAUACCAAUGAGCUUGGCUUUAGAAACAUCACAGAUCCCGCAAAGUCAGUGGUGGAACUCUUCGCUUCUCUGAUAACGACCGGUGAGAAGGCCAACGCUUGGUGGGGGGCAGGAGUUUACUCCGUACAGAAGCCCCCAGAUGAGUGGCCCAAUCUCGAAAGACUGCUUGAUAACAACUAUAGGAGGAUGCUCAAGCGAGACAUUGACUUGAAGGGUCGUGAGGCAGCUGUGAAGGAAUACAGAUCCCGGGUGUCCUUCUGCAUCCCUAUACUCGUCAAUGCAUCCGUGGCCUAUGAUGUGUCGAAGAGACGAACGCCUGAAAUGGUCAAGCAGGGGAAGCCCGUUGGUGUGAAUUUAGCUGGAAUGCCGCUCAACGAAGAUGGAAUGCCGCCUCGACAGUGUUUCGUCAUUCGAGUGGAAACGGAGGAGGAGGUUGGCAAUGCCAGAGCAGUGCUGAUGGAAGCGGUCCGCUGCCGCGCCAAAGCUAUCGAAGAGAGACUGGGAUCAGAGCAUUUUGAAACCCUCAAGGCAUCGAGCCGGUUGGCGAACGUGCUGACGGCGCGCGGUGACUAUGCCGAGGCGGAGCCGCUGCAGCGGCAAGCCCUGGCAAUCAGCGAAGCGGCGACCCUCAGAGAGGUGCAGAAACUGGUGGAGACGAUGUAUUGCGCAGGGAACCUGGCGGAGGCUGAGACUUUGUGCAGAAGAGCUGUGAUCGGACGUGAACGUGUGCUGGGAGAGAUGCAUGCAGAGACCCUGGACUCGGUGAACGAUCUCGGGGUAGUCUUGACGAAUCAAGGGAAACUGGAAGAGGGUGAGCUGCUUUGCAGGAAAGCUUUGGAAGGCCGUGAGACGCUGCUAGGGCCUUUGCAUCCGGACACAUUGCAGUCCGUCAAUAACCUCUCAGUGUUGCUGGAGAACCAGGGCAAGCGCGAAGAAGCCGAGCCGCUUUCGAGAAGAGCUUUAGGAGGUUGGGAGACACAGCUGGGGGCGCAUCAUCCUGAGACAUUGAGGGCCGUCAACAAUCUUGCGUUGUUGCUGCAGAAGCAGGGCAAACUCGAAGAGGCCGAAGCUCUUCACAGAAGAGUGCUGGCAGCCCGUGAAACUCAACUGGGAGCAAAUCAUCCGAGCACAUUGACGUCGGUCAACAACCUUGCGGGGUUGCUGAAGGAGCAGGGCAAGCUCGAGGACUCCGAAGUCCUUUACAGAAGGGCUUUAGCAGGCUUUGAAGCACAACUGGGAGCCCGUCAUCCGAGCACUCUGACGACCGUCUUCAAUCUCGCCGACCUUUUGGAGGCGAAGGGCGGCCACCUGGCCGAGGCAGAAGAGCUCUAUCUUAGAGCUUUGAAGGGUUACAAGGAGCUGCAUGGCCCUGACCACGAGGACACCCAAUUUCUCCGCAGUCACCUGGAGCGCUUCCGCAGAGAACAUUCCACCGGUUGA
Durusdinium trenchii is the source of this 2055-nucleotide messenger RNA. The record is from the annotation of a GenBank genome assembly. Lineage: Eukaryota; Dinophyceae; Suessiales; Symbiodiniaceae.